Molecule: messenger RNA, 3068 nt
Organism: Impatiens glandulifera
Lineage: Eukaryota; Viridiplantae; Streptophyta; Magnoliopsida; Ericales; Balsaminaceae
Product: putative calcium-transporting ATPase 13, plasma membrane-type
Exons: 1
Coding region: 74-3049 (991 amino acids)
Biological process (GO): calcium ion transmembrane transport
Cellular component (GO): membrane; intracellular membrane-bounded organelle
Molecular function (GO): ATP binding; P-type calcium transporter activity; ATP hydrolysis activity
Source: RefSeq, a predicted model, not a curated record
UUAGCUCCAAGAAUAAUAUCUCACUUGUAUUAUCAUCUAAGUUUGUCUUCAUCUCUUUACUAUCAACAUUAUCAUGUUACCACCUGAUCAUGAAAAAUGUCAUCUCAUUGAACCACCAUACAAGCGACUGCGUAAAGCAUUCAGAGUUACCUACUUCAUCGUUUCCUUAUCCAACACAGCCCGUCGAGCAGCAGCCGCUGCUCGAGUCCUUCCCGUUUCCGUCGAUGCCGAAUACCCACUCCAUGUCGCACUCGAUAUCUCUAUGGAGAUCGAUCGGAAAGCGCUGUCAUUACUUGUGCCGGAGCGUAACAUGGAGGCCCUGGCAAUGUUCGGGGGAGGAGUUGAAUCAUUGGCUGUCGCCCUCCAGUCCGAUACGAAGCUAGGAAUCAGCAGCGGGGAUGUGAAGAGACGGGUUGAAAUGUUCGGUUCGAACACGUAUGUAAAACCGCCGGUUCGGUCGUUUUUCAGCUUUGUGGUGGAGGCGUUCAAGGAUAUCACGAUCAUAAUUCUCUUAGCGUGUGCGAUUCUAUCGCUGGGAUUUGGUAUCAAGCAGCAUGGAAUUAAAGAAGGGUGGUAUGACGGUGGAAGUAUUAUAGUCGCGGUUGUUCUUGUAAUCGCAGUCUCUGCUGUUAGUAACUAUAGACAAGGAACUCAGUUUCAUAAGCUGUCCGAGGAGAGUGAAGAUAUUAAUGUUCAAGUAUUGAGAGACGGAGGCCGUCGACAGCCGAUCUCUGUUUUCGAUAUUGUCGUGGGCGAUGUCAUUUUCUUGAACAUUGGAGACCGUGUGCCGGCGGAUGGGUUGUUCUUGGACGGCCAUUCGAUGAGAGUUGACGAGUCGAGCAUGAACGGCGAGAGCGAUCACGUUGAAGUGGACGCAACCAACCCGUUUUUACUAUCAGGAACGAAGGUGGCGGAUGGUUAUGGUCACAUGAUGGUAACUUCGGUGGGGAUGAAUACGUCUUGGGGAGAAAUGAUGAGUUCGAUUAACCGAGAUUCGAAUGAGCUGACGCCAUUACAGGAACGCUUAACAAAACUAACAUCCUACAUCGGGAAGAUCGGUUUACUCGUGGCAUUUGUAGUUCUUGCGGUUCUUAUGAUCAGGUACUUCACCGGACACACCAACGACGAUCAGGGACGUCGGGAAUUCACCAAGGGGGUGACAAAAUCCGACGAUAUCAUGAACGCGAUGAUUCGUAUCGUCGCGGCUGCGGUUACUAUAAUCGUCGUCGCCAUUCCGGAAGGUUUGCCUCUAGCUGUUACUCUUACUCUGGCUUAUUCAAUGAGAAGAAUGAUGGGCGAUAACGCGAUGGUUCGGAAGCUAUCCGCUUGCGAAACAAUGGGCUCCGCCACGACUAUCUGUACUGAUAAGACCGGCACGUUGACAUUAAAUCAAAUGAAAGUGACGGAAGCUUGGAUGGGGAAGGUAUUAUUAACAGAUAACUUCCCACAAGAAGUUCUUCAAUUACUACACGAAGGAAUUGCUUUGAAUACGACUGGAGAAGUUUAUAACAAGAAGGAGAUUUCUGGAAGCCCGACUGAAUCAGCCAUCCUGCACUGGGCAGUGUUUGAUUUGGGUGCAGACAUUGAAGAGCUAAAGAAACGCCAUGAAAUAGUCCAUGUGGAAGCUUUCAACUCGAAGAAGAAACGGAGCGGAGUUUUGAUUAGAAGAAACGAAAGGGUGGAAGCGCAUUGGAAGGGGGCUGCAGAAAUGAUUCUCGACAUGUGCACGAAUUACUACGAUCAAAAUGGUGUAACUAAGUCGAUGAAGAAUGAAGACAGAAUGCAAAUCAAUGGCAUCAUUGAUGAUAUGGCUGCCAAGAGUUUAAGAUGCAUUGCUUUUGCUCAUAAAGAAAUUGGAAGAGUUACUGAAGAAGGAAUUGAGGAAACCGGAUUGACCUUAUUAGCAAUUGUGGGUAUUAAAGAUCCCUGCCGCCCGGGGGUUAAAGAAGCAGUCUUGUCCUGUAAACAUGCAGGAGUAGACGUGAAGAUGAUUACCGGAGACAACAAAUUCACAGCCACGGCGAUUGCACUUGAAUGUGGCAUCCUGAGAGUAAACGAGGAUCUAACAAACGCUGUUGUGGAAGGCUCAACGUUCAGAAACUACACCAACGAAGAAAGAAUGGAGAAAAUCGAUAUGAUCAGAGUGAUGGCAAGGUCAUCACCAAUGGACAAACUAUUAAUGGUGGAAUGUUUGAAGAGGAAAGGUCAGGUGGUGGCUGUUACAGGAGACGGUACAAACGAUGCACCAGCUCUUAAAGAAGCUGAUAUCGGACUCUCAAUGGGGAUUCAAGGAACUGAAGUAGCGAAAGAGAGUUCAGACAUAGUAAUCAUGGACGAUAACUUCACUUCUGUUGUUACAGUUCUGAAAUGGGGGAGAUGCGUUUACAACAACAUCCAGAAGUUCAUACAGUUCCAAUUGACAGUAAAUGUAGCAGCACUUGUUAUCAAUGUCGUCGCCGCAUUAUCCUCAGGUGAAGUCCCACUUACAGCAGUCCAGCUAUUAUGGGUUAACCUUAUAAUGGAUACUCUUGGAGCCUUAGCGUUAGCCACUGAGCAACCAACAGACGAUCUAUUGACAAAGAAGCCGGUGGGGAGAACAGAGCCACUUAUAACAAAGGUAAUGUGGAGAAACCUAACAGCUCAAGCACUUUAUCAAAUCACGGUUCUUCUGGUUCUAGAAUUCAAAGGGAGAGAUAUAUUUGGGGUGAAUGAGAAGGUGAAAGAUACACUUGUUUUCAACAGCUUCGUGCUUUGUCAAGUGUUCAAUGAAUUCAACGCUAGGAACCUGGAGAAGAAGAACAUAUUCAAUGGGAUAUUGAAGAACAGACUGUUUAUUGGAAUCAUAGUGGUGACUUUGGUACUUCAAGCUCUAAUGGUUGAGUUUCUAAAGAAGUUUGCAUCUACAGAGAGAUUGGAUUGGGGACAAUGGUGUGUUUGCAUUCUGAUCGGAUCUCUUUCAUGGCCUAUUGCUUGGAUUGUCAAAUUCAUUCCAGUUUCAAGGAAAGGUGUUCUUCUUAGCCUCCCAACAAUCAGAACAAUGGAAACCUGAAUAUCAAGCAGCAGCAGCA